Oncorhynchus kisutch (coho salmon) is the source of this 5257-nucleotide messenger RNA. Its product is annotated as zinc finger protein 501-like. Gene Ontology annotation, cellular component: nucleus. Gene Ontology annotation, molecular function: DNA-binding transcription factor activity, RNA polymerase II-specific. The transcript is spliced from 2 exons. Gene Ontology annotation, biological process: regulation of transcription by RNA polymerase II. The record is from RefSeq and is a predicted model, not a curated record. Bases 283 to 1740 code for a protein of 485 amino acids. NCBI's taxonomy places the organism in Eukaryota, Metazoa, Chordata, Actinopteri, Salmoniformes, Salmonidae.
UGUGCGUCUUUCAGGCGUGACGUAUAAUCUAGUGGACGGUUCUUCAGAAACAGCUCGUCAACCACCUCGGUAGCUUGCUAGCCAACGUAGCCGAAAGAUCCAAGCUAUUUAUUCGAUUUCGGUCUAUAUUAGCUACUGUGUUUUAGACACACUUUUGUCGUAUCUACUUGUUAACCUAUUUAAUUUAAUAUUACAUUAUUUUGUAUUAGUCAGCUAUAGUAGCUGGCUGGUUAAGUUAGCACUAGCCUAGUUGCUAAUGCUAGCUAGCUAACAUCCCCGAACAUGAGUUCACUAAACUGCUCGCCUCCUGUUAAAGAAGAGGGGGUCUGCUGGACGGAGGAAGAAGCUCUGGGGCUGAACAUUGUCCUGAAAGAGGAGGAUGUGACAGUAAAACAAGAAGUAGAGGUUGAGGCUGUUACAGUGAAAGAAGAAGAGAAAGACGUUUCAGUUAAAGAAGAGGAAGACGCAUUCAGAGUGAAAGAGGAGGAUGUUACAGUAAAAGAAGAGGAGAAAGAGGAUACAUGUUUUGGAGUGAAAGAUGAGGGGGAGAUGACUGUCACAUUGAAAGAUGAAGUCGAAGAGGAGGAAAUAGGAGAUAGGAUUAACACUAGAGAGAGACGGGACUAUCAUGGAUCCUCUGGGGAGCCUCAACAACAACAUGAUGCUGACGAGGCAGAGCAGAGUCUCUCCACAUCAGAACACCUCAAGAAACACCAGCAGAGACCCGCUAGGAAGAAAUCUAUUUGCUGCUCUGACUGUGGGAAACGUUGCAAAUCUUCAUCAGAUCUUAAAAUACAUCAACGAGGACACACAGGAGAGAAACCAUACUGCUGCUCUGACUGCGGGAAAAGUUUCUCAAGAUCAAAUUCACUAAAAGUACACCUGAGAAUUCACACUGGCGAGAAAUCUCACCACUGUUUUGAUUGUGGGAAGAGUUACUUAAGAUUAAAAUCACUAAAAGUACACAUGAGAAUUCACACUGGAGAGAAACCUUACAGCUGUGAUCAAUGUGGGAAGAGUUUUACUCUAUCUAGCUAUCUGAUUAUACACCAGAGAACACAUACAGGGGAGAAACCGUACAGCUGUUCUCAAUGUGGGAAGAGUUUUACUCAGUCCAGCAACCUGUUAUCACAUCAGAGAAAACACACAGGGGAGAAAUCUUAUAGCUGUACUCAAUGUGGGAAGAGUUUUACUCAGUCAAGCACCCUGUUAUCACACCAGAGAACACACACAGGAGAUAAACCUUAUUGCUGUGAUCAAUGUGGGAAGAGUUUUACUACAUCUAGCCAUCGGAUUGUACACCAGAGAACACACACAGGAGAGAAACCUUAUAGCUGUACUCAAUGUGGGAAGUGUUUUACUCACUUAUGCAGCCUGUUAUCACAUCAGAGAAAACACACAGGAGAGAAAUCUUAUAGCUGUACUCAAUGUGGGAAGAGUUUUACUCAGUCAAGCAACCUGGUAUCCCACCAGAGAACACACACAGGAGAGAAACCUUAUAGCUGUGAUCAAUGUGGGAAGAGUUUUACUUCAUCUAGCAGUCUUAUUGUACACCAGAGAACACACACAGGAGAGAAACCUUAUAGCUGUGAUCAAUGUGAGAAGAGUUUUGUUACAUCUAGCCGUCUUAUUGUACACCAGAGAACACACACGGGAGAGAAACCUCAUAGCUGUGCUCAAUGUGAGAGGAGAUACUCUGAUAAAAGAUCUCUGAUCAAACAUCAGAAAAUACAUACAUGAAGGAGUUGUUUCAUGAUGUAGAAUGCUUUAACAUUGUAUGUUUUAAUUAUGUCACAAUCUAGAUGCCUAAUCGUUUGCCCCGUGUUCUAUUGAUUUCAGCCUGAUAUGGAUAUUAGGCUCAGGGGGAAAAUCCAGGCUCUGAUUUGAACGAGUACUAUUUAUGUGAUUUAACAAAAAGUGACUGACACAAAAAGAGCUGUGUAACACUUACCAUGUUGGUUACCCACUAGAAUCAAAAUGCAACACUUCAAAAUGUAGUGAUCUGCUUUAUACAAAUUGUCCUCUAACCAGGGAUGUACACAUUACUCCUAGAUUCCGUGUGGUUUUUGAGCUGUUAGUUUUAACAGGAUGUGCAACCAUAUCUCCCCACUUUCACGCAAUUGAUUUCAACAUGAUAUCGUUGAGUGAUGAAAAAUAAGUGUUUGUUUAGCGACCCCUACAUUUAAAUGCAUCACUCCAAACUGUAGCUGACUGUCUUCUGCAGGUUGUCCUGUAACCAGUGAGGUAAAAGAUAUCUCCCAUUUCCAUGUGUUUUUUAGCUGUGUUAGUUUCAACGUACAACCUACUUUCCCCCCUAAUCGAUUUCAGUGAUUUAGUGCUACUUGUCAAAACAACAGCGUUUCUGGUGUUUGUGCUGUUUAUAAUGAGCUUGUUUAAAAAAUUCAAGUAAUAUGAUUGUUGCAGGUUUUUGUAUUAAGUGAAUUAUUGCCAAUACAUAUUAAUGUACAUUUGGUUUUGAUAUUUUUUAUUUACAAUUCAUGUAACAUUUAGUAAUCUUAAUUAUCAUAAUUAUUUAUGCAACCAGCUGACCAUUUUUGGGUACAAUUAUAUUGACAUUGUUGCCUUGCUUUUAGAAUAUCAGGGUUCAUUCUCAGAUGUGCCAACCCAAAUGUACUAGAGGAUGACAUUGGGGACUGGUCCCCGAUCCAACAACAUGCCUAUCAAGUGAACCCUGAAAAGAGAGCGAGGCUCCGCAGUGAGGUGGAAAAUUACUACGGAUAUUGCCCGAGUUUCCUCUUGAAAUCAGACAUGUUCGUUUUAAAGAAAACUUGCUGAUUGUCUCACGGGUGGGCACUCUAAAUGUUUGUGUUUUGCGUUUAGCCAGUGCGUUACCAUGGAUCACAGUUUAUUUUGACUGCACAUUUUUCCGUAUUGGAGAUGAGUGUUGUUUGGUUCUAGAAGCUAGUGGGGGAAAACAUUUUUUACAUUUGUUUUAAUUGUUGACAGCCAGUCGACAUCAUGUUCAUAUUUUAACCCGAACUUUCUAGUUUUAGGAUUCUAGAAAGAAAAAGGAGAGAACUAAUAUGAUUGUAUAUUAUUAUUUAGAAAUGUGUUUUUUCUUGUUUUUUAGUUGUUGACAGCCAGUAGACACCAUGUUUAUAUUGGUGAAGGUGAAGCAUUUUAGUUGAUAUUAAUAUGAAAUGGAUGUUGUUUUCUGUUGGUGAUGAGAACUUAUCCAACAAAAAUAUAGGAUAUAUUUGUUGUCUUAAGGGGGAAGGUGUUACAGGCUUUGGUUUUUCCAUUCAUGUUUUGAGGUUGGACUUUAGCCCGUAUAGCUCGUUAGCACUGUGAGGGAAUUUUCUGUUAAACCUUACUAAUGCUUGUGUAGUAAAAUCUCAUUCUUUAAGCCGAGGCAUUGGGCUUGAGAUUGGUAAAGAACCUAACUCCUAUAACAUAGAAAAGUGUGUUGAUAUAGGCCUGUUCUAACUCAAAUCAAAUUUUAUUUAUGUAGCCCUUCUUACAUAGCGAAGUGCUGUACAGAAACCCAGCCUAAAACCCGAAACAGCAAGCAAUACAGGCGUAGAAGCACGGUAACUAGGAAAAACUCCCUAGAAAGGCCAAAGCCUUGGAAGAAAUCUAGAGAGAAACCAGGCUAUAAAGGGUGGCCAGUCCUCUUCUGGCUGGGCUGGGUGGAGAUUAUAACAGAACAUGGCCAAGAUGUUCAAAUGUUCAUAAAUGACCAGCAUGGUCAAAUAAUAAUUACAAUAGUUGUCGAGGGUGCAACAGGUCAGCACCUCAGGAGUAAAUGUCAGUUGGCUUUUCAUCACCGAUCAUUGAGAGUAUCUCUACCGCUCCUGCUGUCUCUAGAGAGUUGAAAACAGCAGGUUUGGGACAGGUAGCAUGUCCGGUGAACAGGUCAAGGUUCCAUAGCCACAGGCAGAACAGUUGAAACUGGAGCAGCAGCACGGCCAGGUGGACUGGGGACAGCAAGGAGUCAUCAUGCCAGGUAGUCCUGAGGCAUGGUCCUAGGGCUCAGGUCCUCUGAGAGAGCAAAAGAAAGAGAAUUAGAGAGAGCAUGCUUAAAUUCACACAGGACACCGGAUAAGACAGGAGAAAUACUCCAGAUAUAACAAACUGACCCUAGCCCCCCGAAACAUAAACUACUGCAGCAUAAAUACUGGAGGCUGAGACAUGAGGGGUCAGGAGAUUCUAACUGUUCUGGGUGUGUAGAAUGAACCCAUGAUGUUCGGACACUCAGCCAAGAAUAUGAUAGAAACUGACUGGUUCCUCUUGAUCCUCCACAGAGUAAAGGUUAUAUCCUGCACACCAGUAACAUAGCUAUUGUUUUGGAGCCUGUUUUUGGGGAAAUAUUCUGGUGGAGAAAUCAGAAUUAGCUAAGUAACAUAGUAACAUAGUUAAGAUGUAUUACCUGCAGAAUAUGCUGAUAUGAACUAUUGACCUCUUGUUAUUUGAAUGUCUCCUUCCCCCAUCAAAUGGGCCUCAGUCACUUUGGGUCCAGAGAUGGGAGAUGUCAGGCUUAUCGAUCACAUGUCCCUGUUGCUAUGCAGAAUAUCAGCAUCGAUCACAUGUCCCUGUUGCUAUGCAGAAUAUCAGCAUCGAUCACAUGUCCCUGUUGCUAGGCAGAAUAUGAGCAUCGAUCACAUGUCCCUGUUGCUAUGCAGAAUAUCAGCAGAGAGUAAGGCAAAGGAGAUCUGAAGGAAAAAUUGUUUCCAUAUGUGAACUGUGUGUUUAAUGCAAACCAUGUGAAGGGAUGGCGUGAGUAAUGGGAACCAAUCACUUGUCUCCACAGUGUCUGUGCGCCGGUCACCUCCUCCUAGGGGGAGAUUGUAUUUGGGGCCCAAGGUGUGGCACAGGAUGUGUGGGGUUGGUGUUUGGAACCAUUGUACGUCAUCUCUGAAGUUGCACCUAUCCUGAGAUAGUAUAUAACCCAGAAGCAAGCCUCCUUGUUUUAAUAGAAGUAAAACCUUGAUUGAUUAUUAAUUUAGCCUCUCAUUAUUGAUUAUGGGUAGAAUUUCCACCACAGCACGUAGGGCGAACCGAUUGGUAUCACCUCUUUAGUCAGAAUGUGUUACACCUGUGCUGGCUUGUCCGUCUUGUUAGGGUUGGAUGUUGCAUACAUUUGUUAAUAUUGUAAUCAAUGACAUUUCCUUAGGGUGCUCAUUAAUUAGUCUUUCAGUUGUUAAUCUUCUGUUUUUUAUCCUCUUAUGUUUGUUGCGUAGUAGAUAUUUCUGUUUAUUUUCAUCGUUUUUUAAAUAAAUGUAUUCCUGUGAAGCCA